ACUUCCCUUUUAGUGGUGGAGAUGUGUUUUUCCUCUGACAUAUAUAUUUCAGCCUUCAAAAACAACAAGGCAUUUGGAUCAGACUUUGUUCUGGUCAGAUCUUGGAAACCAUCCUGACCCAAAAGACUCUGGGAGACCAAAACGGACGAUGGGGUGUUUCACUGUCGCGCUCGGUCAAAUCCUUUUUUUUGGAUUCUUCGGCUUCACAGCAGCAAGUACCAACAAAGCUUGUGACAUAUACGCUGCUGUCGGGGAGAAUGUGCCUCUGCCUUUUAAUUAUGAAGGACUGACAAAGUCAUAUACUUUGAGAUGGACUCAUAACUCCACCAUUAUUUUCUUAAGAGCACAAAAUAGAGUGAGACAUGGGAAACCAGAAGACAUCAAUGCAACUGGAUCUCUGCUGCUGAAGAGUGUAAAUCUGCAAAGUUCAGGAACUUAUCUAGCAAGCCUCCUGCAUGCUAACAACACCCUGGCUACAAACUGGACUGGUCAGCUCUGUGUGAUGGAAAAGGUACUAAAACCUCGACUCAGUUAUAGCUGCGGCACCAACGUCGUUAAGCUGAACUGUGAAGUCUCCAAGCCUGAGGGUUUGGUUUUCUCCUGGACGCACGAUAAAAAGAUCUUACCAAGUGAAACAAGACAAACUGUCAGCAUAUCACUGAGCAACAUAAAGGAAGGCAGCAACUUUUUCUGCAGCGUGGAAAACAAAGUGAGCAAGGAGAGCAGCGAGACCGUUCGGCCCACAUGCACAGCCCCAAUGCUUUGCUUUAAGUCCAAAACUGUUCUGGGCGUCCUGGCAGGAGGAGCAGGUCUGAUUUUAAUUUUGCUUGUCGUUAUUAUCGUCUUGUGCCUCUCGUACAGACGCGCCAAAACUAGCAUGCGGCUCAGCGACAGAGUGGAGUUCAAGAAGCUUUCUGUACAGAAGCGGGAGGUGGAGCCCGUCACAGAGUAUGAAAACGUACACAGCGUGGAGAGUUGGCUGUCCCCAAGUCCACAGCCUUCACCAAGGGUCUGUUACCAGAACCUGGAUGUUGGGACGGACAGGAAGUCUCCACAGCUGUCCACAGCUGCCGAGGGGCAACGAGUGUCUCCGGUGCCGAAGCCGAGGACGAAGAAUGUCAUGACACAGAACAUCUGAGUGUUAAAUCACAGGAAAUGGAUGUGAGGAAAGCUAAUCGUGUGAUUAUGUUCGUUCAGGAAACAAUGAUGUAUUAUUAUUAUUAUUAUUAUUAUUAUGAAAUAAUGAAGUGAAAAUCAAGCAGAAAUGCACGUAUUGUGCGAAAAAGAAAGUGAUAAAAUGUUCUCGGAGAGACCGUGGGACUGUUUACAUUGCAUGAUUUCAGUUGUAAUAUGUUGUGAAGACUUUUUGUUUGUAUUGAACUUGUUUAAUUUUCUUAACUUCUAGUUGAAUUUUUCCUCUGUAAGCUUACUUGUGGUGAAAAGCUGCCACCACCGUGUUUCACUGUAGCAUCGCUGGUGUGUUUGACUGUCUGGGUGACAUAUUUUUACUCUUCACAGCAGCUGGAACAGGAGAUCAUUGUGAGAAACUAAAAUAUGUGGUCGGAUCAGUCGGGACAACUCUUGGGUCAGAUCCAUGUAAAUAAAAAUAAGGUACAUUUAAAGAGGUUCUGCUGUGACUGUAAUUUUUUUCCUGUAACUUAUCGUUUCUUUUAACUCUCGUUUGUUUAAAAGUUUUGUUUUGCCAAGAUAAAUGCCUCUUAUUUUUCUG
This is a messenger RNA of Poecilia latipinna (sailfin molly), 1729 nucleotides long. Its product is annotated as T-cell surface antigen CD2-like. Gene Ontology annotation, cellular component: membrane; cell-cell junction. The transcript has a single exon. Bases 149 to 1138 code for a protein of 329 amino acids. Lineage: Eukaryota; Metazoa; Chordata; Actinopteri; Cyprinodontiformes; Poeciliidae. The record is from RefSeq and is a predicted model, not a curated record.